AUGCAGAGUGGGGCCUUGCUCGUGCUGACAUGCUUGUUCAUGAGUGUGUGUACGUAUGGUGUGGGCACGCUACCACUGGCAUUUCAACUGUCGCGUCAUAGUCUGCGGAAGCUGGAGCUGUGGGGCGCAGGGCUGCUGCUGGGUGCGGCGCUGACCGUGGUGAUUCCCGAGGGCAUACAGAACGUGUAUGCUUCACGAGCAGAUGGCGCGCGGUACGCGCUGCCGCCGAAAGAUCUCGUGGCGUUUUGUCUUCUGGGUGGCUUUUUGCUCAUGUUUGUCGUUGAGCAGCACAUGACGGCGCGCUCGGCCCAGCCGAGAGCGUCGCCGUCACCUUCCGUCUUGUCGGAUGCGCCGUCUGAAGCGACUUUGCAGUGGCAACCGCGCAUGGAUGAUGCGGAGCCGUGGUACAGCGUGCUCAGUGGUCUGUUGGGUAUUUUGGUGCAUGCCGCGGCGGACGGCGUAGCGAUGGGCUCGUCAGUGGAGAGCUCGGAUGUGUCGUUGCGUGUCGUGGUCAUCUUGGCGAUCCUUGUGCACAAGGCACCCGCUUCUGUGGGGAUAUGCACGCUCCUUAUGUCGCGGCAUUCUCCCCAGAAUCAAAUCCGCUUCGCUGUCCUCGUGUUUGCCGUCACGACGCCGGCCUUUGCGUUGCUGACCUAUGGCAUUCUCCAGGGUCUGCUGACAGCUACAGGCUCGACAGGUGCGGUGAUUGGGUCUCGCGAAAUCGGCGCGAUCCUGUCGUUCAGUGGUGGUACGUUCCUCUUCGUCGCGAUACACGCUGUGAUGGAGCUGGCCUCGCAUCCCGUGAGUCAACAUACCCGCACCGGGGAACACCACCCGCACGAUGAUGACCAUCCCAUUCACGCGCAGGUCGAGACGCGCCUGGUCGCACCGCUUCUCCCGCGCUUUCUUGGCGAGCAAGACGCGGUCGCGCAUAGUUCUACGAGAUCGCUGGCCUAUGUGAUCGUCGGGUCGAUUGUGCCGCGGUUGCUGCAAUUGUUGGUAGGGCAUCAUCAUCAUUCUCCAUCGUAG
Molecule: messenger RNA, 1029 nt
Organism: Malassezia restricta
Lineage: Eukaryota; Fungi; Basidiomycota; Malasseziomycetes; Malasseziales; Malasseziaceae
Product: solute carrier family 39 (zinc transporter), member 9
Exons: 1
Coding region: 1-1029 (342 amino acids)
Biological process (GO): transmembrane transport; zinc ion transport
Cellular component (GO): membrane
Molecular function (GO): metal ion transmembrane transporter activity
Source: RefSeq, a predicted model, not a curated record